This is a messenger RNA of Aureobasidium musti, 678 nucleotides long. NCBI's taxonomy places the organism in Eukaryota, Fungi, Ascomycota, Dothideomycetes, Dothideales, Saccotheciaceae. The record is from the annotation of a GenBank genome assembly.
GAGGUGGCAGGCUGGAGGAACGGCGACUUGUGGCCGGGCGGGCCGAGCUUUUGUCACGCCUUCGUUGAUGCGGAAGCCGAAGCAGGUGCAAGUUGGGAAAGCGACGACGGCGAACUGUCGAUUAGAGGUCAUCCCUAUACACAACAAUCCACAAUGCAGUCGUCGCAGAUCAGAGCCGCCCAGUUCGGCACCAAGUUCGAGGGCCACCACGGCAUGCAGCCCUGGGUCAGUCUUCCUGACUACAAGUCCUACCAGAGCAAAUACGGUNNCCCAAGUGAGCCUCGUGCCAAUCCAUCGCAUUAUCGCUUCGACAUACUGAUUCGCCCUCUCUUCAGCUACAAGAUUGGCAAGAACUUCCACGGAAUCGACCUCCACCGCGCCAGAUCUUUGUACGUCACGCCUCUCCUCUCACUCCUGCUACACCAGCUCCUCCCGUAUAUCCUCGACACUCCAUUUUGCACUCCCGAAUCGAACGCUAUUGGUUUCUUCUCGUACAGUCUAGCUAACGCAGCCCCUUGUAGCGGUCUCAUGGGUGCCGGUUUCGGUGCCGCUGCUGGUAUCUUCGCCCUCUUCUUCUUCGCCGAUAUCCCCCGUGUACGAAAGGACAUCAUGCAGAAGGUUCCCUUCAUCGGCUCCCACUUCGUCAAGGAGAUCGCNCCCGAGGACAACCCCUUCUAA